Molecule: messenger RNA, 5447 nt
Organism: Durio zibethinus
Lineage: Eukaryota; Viridiplantae; Streptophyta; Magnoliopsida; Malvales; Malvaceae
Source: RefSeq, a predicted model, not a curated record
CUCUCUCUAGCUUUUUAUUUUUUUCUUUCUUUCUCACUCUUUUGUUUUGAAGAGUCUUUAAACGCAUAUUCAGAGAUGGGGGGUGAAUGUGGUGAUUAAUGUUACAAACUUGCUUUUUUGUUGAGAGAAGAGAACCUGAUGCCCUUUUGAUGUGUGAGUGGGUGAUGCUGUUUUUCUCUCCUUCUCAUUUCUCUCUCUCUCUCUCUCUCUCUCAGAACAGUACUCAUAAACGCCUCAUUUCUCUCUUAUUGUCUUCUAAAAAUCUCCUUGAAAAAUGGCAAGUCAAAUUCCCAAGGCUAAAUGGUUGAAGAUUCGAGUGGGAUUGUUUGACCCGAAUACUGCUUUCUGUCGCUGCUGCUUCGCGUGGAGGUUCGGGGUUACCACAAGCUACAAUUAGAGAGAAAUAAGAGACAAUCAAAGAGGAAGAGAGAGGGGUUUUGUUAUGCUGAAGAUAAGGGGCAGUGCUGGAGAUAGAAGCAGUAUCAGUGUGCUUGUGACUGUUGUACAAACAGCACAAGAAGAGAGAAGCCUUUCAUCAGAUGUUAUCCAUUCAAAACCCUCCACCAGAUGCCCCAUGUCCUUGUCAAUUUCUAGUACAGCUGAAAAGUGGUGGUGAUGAGAUCGAGAGACCUCAUAAACUUCCUUUGCCUGAAGUAGAUCUGCUAAAGCAGCCGUCUCUUGAUAAUCAUCAUCAUCAUCAUCAUCCUAAUAUCCCACUCCCCGAAUUCUCCAUAAGAGAUUAUGUGUUCACUGCCCGAGGCAAGGAUAUCAAGAAGAAUUGGCCGUUUUCUCCAAAAAAUUUGCAACUUUGUCUGAAGCAUGGCUUGAAGGAUCCAUUGCCACCAUUUCAGCCUCUUGAUGUGGUAAGAAACCAAUCCGUAGAGAGAUGUGUGGUUGAAACGAAUCCAUUUGAGAGGCAAAAUACAAGGAAAUUCGAUGAAGAGCCAUCUGGGCCAAACGAUCAUAUGGUACUAGAGUCAUCCAAUAAUGCUUACUCAAACCAUAACCUAGCAGGUAUUUGCAUAGACGAUAGCUUGUGCAGAUCCGGAGGAGAACAUGAAAAUGAUUUACCCUCCACAACGACAAGUGUUUCUCAAUCUGAAAUAGAGUCGGUUUUGAUUAACAAGGAAUCCAACUUACCAUUAGAAACCGAUACUUCAGUGGAAGCAUCAGCUGAAGUUCAAGCUGCUGUUCCUUUUAAGUCCCAUAAGACCGAAAACACAACCCGACCCACAGGAAAGAAGUGCAGAUUAAUAGUGAAAUUUGGUGCCCAUUCUGAUCGUAGCUCGCCUGAAGAUAUUGCUUCAAAUUGUACCAUGCUAUCUGAAUCGAUGGCUUCUAAAGUUUGCCCUGUUUGUAAAACUUUUUCGUCCUCUUCUAAUACCACCUUGAAUGCUCACAUCGACCAGUGUCUUUCUGUUGAGUCAACUGCCAAGUGGACAGCGGAUUCUAAGCUUACCAGGCAUAGAAUUAAACCAAGGAAGACAAGACUGAUGGUGGACGUAUAUGCUACCGCUAAAUCAUGCACAUUAGAAGAACUUGACAGGAGGAAUGGUACAAGCUGGGCCACCGCGUCAAAAAUCCCUAGACAGGAUUCUGAGAGACUUGAAAUAUCUGAUGAUGGGAAAAAGAAAAGAGUCUCCCCCAUUAAUCCCGAGGAUACUAGUGAUGCAGGUGCUGUUUAUGUUGAUGCCAAUGGUACCAAACUUCGGAUUUUAUCAAAGUUUAAUGAUGUGCCACCAGUGUCAAAAGUUGGAGAUGAUCUUGGAACGCACAAAUCUUUGAAAGGAGGUAAAGGAAGCAAAUUCUUUUCAACCAAAAAGAAAAGGUGCCAUGCCCCAAAACAUCACAAGUAUCUCAAACUUGCUCCUCAAAGCAGAAAAUUUUUCUCGCAUAAGACCCGUUCUUCAACGAUGGUUGGAGGACAAGAAGGAUACUGUGGAGUAGAAGAAAGACCUCGACCACAUGUGCCAAAGCAAAUCAAAUCCAAUGAUUCUAGAAACUUUAGAGAAAGGGUGUGCUCUAAACGAUCAGGUCUUUCAGGGAAGCCUAAUAAUCAAGAUGGACAUCAACCUUUGAUUUGUAAACAGCAUGUUUCUCGGGGCUUGCGGGUUCAGAGUCACCAAUCACAUCAAGGUGAUCUUGUUGUGGAGAGAAAUUGUGUUCGCAAGCUUAAAAAUUCAUCUGAAAGUCCAAUUUCUUCUCCUGAGAAAUGUGAGAGCAUAGAGAAGCCUGUUUAUGAAGCCCCAGUUAUUGAUAAGAGGGAGCCUUCUACGGGAAAAAAGGGAGUAAGGAGUCCCUUGUUUGGAGCCAGAAUCUGUAACAAGGUGGAGAGGUCUUUUCACCCACUUAAGCAAAAUGCAAAUCAGUUGAGCAAAGACCAUCCCCAUCUAGAUGAGGAUUAUAUGGUGAGAUCUCUAAACUCUGGUGGAAAUUGCUCAUCUUCAUGGAGCAAAAAGAUGGUUGAUAUUGGUGCAAAUAGUAAUCCCGAUACUCUAGUUGCUGCUAUUUCACCUAUCAGUCAUCUUUCUUCUGCAUCCAAAUGCUUCAGAUUUUCCUCACCAAAGAAAAAUGUGCGGUCUUCUAGCAGCCAGUCAUCCAUGGUUAAAUCUAGUUCUAGCUUGGUUAAGAAUUAUUCAACAAGGGAGAGUCAACUGCAUUUUAUGGCAGAAAUAGAUGAGAAGGAAGUGGCCUGGGAUCUUGAGGCAGAUCAAGAAUGUGACUUAGUGCAUGAUGGUGCUAAAAAUCAAUGUGAGGGGAAAGAAAUUUCUGAAGAAAUGUCAUUUGGUGGAAGCGGUAUCCAGGGAGCCGAAGAACAAAGAGGAAGAAAAAGUAUUUCCCGGAGGGAGGAAAGCAUGGCUUUGAUGAGCAUAAAAUCAGUACCUCAUGGUUAUGAUCAUGAUGAGAGAGAGAACUCAGAUUCUUCUGUAAGAGGUAGUCAUCAGGAUAUUCUGUAUAAAGUUGAUGGUUUGGAAUCUAUUGAGGAGACGCUUACUAGUUUGAAUCAGUCAGUAGAAACCAAGUUUAACAAGCUGAGUAAUCUUUCCAAGAAUAGAUCCAAUUCUUUACAGACUAAUGAAGAUUACAAUGGGCCUUUGUGUGGGGUUGAAGGACUGGCUGACCCUGCUGAGCCAAGUCUUGUUGAAAAACCAAAAAUGUUUUGUGCUGAUGUUGGCCACACUAUAAUUGGACAUACUGCUAAUAUGGGAGGAGAAUUAGAUUCUGAUGCUGCACAACGGAAUUCUUUUCCUGAGGUUGAUCCAAUACCUAUUCCUGGUCCACCAGGAUCAUUUUUGCCUAGUCCUAGAGAUAUGUGCUCUGAUGAUUUUCAAGGGAAUUCGUCAUUGACCAUCAGCCGGAUUCAAUCCUCUCAAGAUCAGCUUGAUUUGGUUGAUGGGGACUCAUCAGAUUCACCCAUAUCUGCUGUGUCAACAAUCUCUAAUUCUGCAGAAGCUAGGUUAGAUUUGAAGUAUGGAGAACCAUUAGCAUUUGCUGGUGCUCCUGCAGCUCUAAAAAUGGAUAGGUCUGGCUACUCUACUGCCAAGUCUGAGCCCUUAGUUGGGCACGGUGCCGUUGUUCCACAUACAAGCUCAGGACCUGAAAGAACUUUUGAAGGAGAGAAGUUUAGAGCCCGUAGAAUAUCUUUUGAAAAGAGACCUUUGAUUUUUAAAAAUGAUGAUCAGACAUGCUGUUGCCAGAGAAAAGACAGAUCCUCCCAGGGUUUUGCCCUGAAUUAUCAGGAGUCCCAACUAUUAAGGCGACGAACAAUGGCUUCAAUGAUGGUGCCUGCCAUGGGAAUGCCAGUCGGUGCCAAUCCUAAUAUCAGUCCUAAUAAUUUGGAUGCAAGACCAGAAACAUUUUCUCUGAGCAGCAGUACAAGUUUAGGAUCUGAACAAAUGGUUCUACCUGUGAUCAUGAAACCCCCUUCAGGUCCCAUUCCUUUUAAAGGAUUUCCUGAUGCUGGUGUCAAGCUUUCCAGUCGUGGUGUCUGUGAUUCUGCUAGCCCACCUUCUUCUAAUCCCAUUCUCAGGCUGAUGGGAAAGAAUUUAAUGGUGGUUAACAAAGAGGAAGACGCAUCUGUGUCACUUGGUCAGGCCCAGUCAUGUGCCCAGAGUAAUCGUCUAACUCCUAACUUUCCAACUUCUUCUGGAAUCUCUCCUAGCAAUAUCCGGAAUCAAGGUGGCCAGCCCGUCCAUCACACAACGUCUCAGGGUUUUUUAUUCUUUGAUCAGAAUCCAAAUUAUUUGGUGGGGCAAUCUUUUGAUGUCCGAUUGACAAACGGCUAUAGAAGCCGUGCAAAUCUUGCAAAACCAGAAACACCUGUGCAAUUUCCAGCCGGCAUGUUUUUCAAUGGGCAUAUGGACUGUGGUUUCACAACCUCCAUGGAGCUGUACAAGUGUGAAGAUAACUAUAAUUUGCCAACUCGGCCGAACAGACCUAAGAACAAAGUAGGUUCAGCAGCAACAUAUGAUAUGGAGAAAGUUGCAAGCCUAGACUGCGGACAUAGGAAUAUUGGGGAUUCUGCCGUUUCCAGUAAAGAAAUCAUUGUCAUUGAUGAUGCUCCUGAAAGUGAAACAAAUAAGACUGCCGAUGUUGCCGAACACUCUGCGGGCUUGAGGGAAUGCCCACUAAUAUUAUCUGGUAUUUCAAUGCCAUUAGUUCCUAAUCAUAGUGUACGGCACAGGAAUCCUUUUCAUUGUUAUCAGUCAGAUGGCACUUUUCUAGGUGACCCAACUAUCCUACAAGAUAACAACUUUAAUGCAAUCCCUUCCGGACGAGCCAAUGCUAGUCCUGUUAGGCGGGAUUGCUCUUCGGAAGGUUCUGGUCAUGUGCUGCAGCAGGCUCCUCUUAUGGCUGCAUCGCCCUCAACAGGCUAUCUGAGAUCUGCACUUUACUAUUCUUCAAGUUUCUCUUAGCAGCUUUGCUUGGGAUGGGAAUUGUUAGAAGGUCUGUGCUGUGCAUCAGCAGGUUUCAUGUCAAACUUGUACUGAAUCUUGAGCUUCUUGAUGACUAAUGACAGACAGAAACUUUUGGGCUUCAAAAAUGAUUUUCAACAACUAAAUAUUGGCAGUUUGAUCUAAUAGAUUCAAAGCAAGUUCAGCGAUUGAGAUCUCAGAGUUUGUAUUUAUUUUUUAUUCAUUUACUGUUGGGUAAACUUUUUGCGGUUUUUGAGGCUUCUGCUUAGACAAUUAGAAAGUUAUCACAAAGACUAGAUAAUGUAUAAGCAAUCCUUGAAUAAAAACUGAUUACCGACCUUGGCUUCAAGCCAAAUGGAGUUAAAAGUGCUCCUAUAGAAAUAUUUAUCUUGUUUUUCUAAUUUUAUUUUUUUCUUUGGAGUUGUUUUCACGUUUUCAAAUGACUUAGCUUGUGAAUCAAGGCAAUGAUUUUGUCAAUCUGACCAAUGAAUGGUGUACUGUGGACAUUAUGAUCAGUGAUCAGUUUCAAUG